Osmerus eperlanus (European smelt) is the source of this 3232-nucleotide messenger RNA. RefSeq names its product muscarinic acetylcholine receptor M5-like. The transcript has 2 exons. Gene Ontology annotation, molecular function: G protein-coupled acetylcholine receptor activity; G protein-coupled serotonin receptor activity. The record is from RefSeq and is a predicted model, not a curated record. NCBI's taxonomy places the organism in Eukaryota, Metazoa, Chordata, Actinopteri, Osmeriformes, Osmeridae. Gene Ontology annotation, cellular component: dendrite; synapse; plasma membrane. Gene Ontology annotation, biological process: adenylate cyclase-inhibiting G protein-coupled acetylcholine receptor signaling pathway; G protein-coupled receptor signaling pathway, coupled to cyclic nucleotide second messenger; chemical synaptic transmission. The coding region runs from base 641 to 2212 and encodes 523 amino acids.
CUACACACACAGGCUAGGGAGAGGACCUCACAGCUCUCCUUCUGCAGGAUGCCAGUGACUCAUGACUCUCCAUAGUUGGGGUGUGCGAUCCAGUUCCGGACACAAGACAUCUGGCAGGAGGACCGGCUCUGGUCUUCUCAGCAGGAGGUCACAGCUCUGAAUGGGGACCUCUUCAUCUGGAAACUUGGGAGGAGUUUAAGAGAGACCAGCCAGAGCCUCUCUGCUCUCCUGACUCUGGACCGCAAUACAGGUGGACAAGCAGCCUCAUCGACUGACUCCUGUAAUACGUGUGUGUGAUGAAGGACGCUGAGGAGGCAUACCUGUACCUGACUGGAGAGGGUUAGGGGACAGGGAGAGGAGAGAAAGAGAGAGAGAGGGACAGGGGGAAAGAGACAGCGCACGAGAGAGAGAAAGAGAGAAGCAUUCAAAAGAGCAGAGAAGGAGGGUGGAGAGAAGGAGUCCAUCUGGACUGUGGGAGUAGAGACUACGGGCUUCUGGAGCCUGGGACAGCCCCUCUGAUCCUGGGGAGCACACGGGCUGGGAGACGCUGGAGCCGUGAGGAUCCAUGAUCAGUCAUAAUGGGGCCACAAAUAUACCUAUUAAAACAUUACUCACUGUAAUGGACUAAAACUGUAGCAAUAUGGAUAUCAAGGGCCUUCAGAACUCCACAUUUGAAGGCAACACUUCGUACUCCCAGCCCAUCACACACAGUCUUUGGGAGGUCAUCACCAUAGCAACAGUUUCAGCCAUUGUGAGUCUCAUAACUGUGGUGGGAAAUGUGCUUGUGAUGUUGUCGUUUAAGGUGAACAGCCAGCUAAAGACUGUGAACAACUACUACUUACUGAGCCUGGCCUUUGCUGACCUCAUCAUCGGGGUGUUUUCUAUGAACUUGUAUACAUCCUACAUACUGAUGGGUUAUUGGGCCCUGGGGAACCUAGCAUGUGAUCUUUGGUUAGCAUUGGAUUAUGUGGCCAGCAAUGCAUCCGUCAUGAAUCUGUUGGUCAUCAGCUUUGACAGGUACUUCUCUAUCACAAGGCCCCUGACAUACAGGGCCAAAAGGACCCCGAAACGUGCCGCCAUCAUGAUUGGUCUGGCAUGGCUGGUGUCAUUCAUUCUAUGGGCACCGCCCAUCCUGUGCUGGCAGUACCUAAUUGGUAAAAGGACAGUUCCGGCGAACCAGUGCCAGAUCCAGUUUUUCUCAGAGCCGGUGAUCACAUUCGGCACAGCCAUCGCCGCUUUCUACAUCCCUGUGUCGGUGAUGACUAUUCUUUACUGUCGGAUCUACAAAGAGACAGAGAGGCGCACCAGGGAUCUGGCAGAACUCCAGGGCCUCACGUCCUCCGAGAACCCCGAAGGUACCAAGCCUCCGAAAACAACCAUCCGCUCCUGCUUCAGCUUCACCAGCGAGCGCAGAGACAGGAACCAAGCCUCCUGGUCUUCCUCCAACCAGAGCAAUGCCACCAAGACCACCACGCGCUCCGACAAUGCCUGGGUCAAAGUGGACCAGAUCACCUCCUUCAACAGCUACUCCUCGUCGGGGGAGGAGGAGGAGGAAGAGGAGGAGCAGCCAGUUUCCACGGCAACGUCUCAGGGGUCGUUCAAAGGGCCGGGUCGAGGGCAAGGGCCGGCAGAGGAGGGGCCGGUAGCAGGUUACAGCGAGAAAGGGUAUUUCACCAGCCCUGAAAAGAAGGGAAGCACCAAGAAGGGAAUCUCUUACAAGUUUAAACCCAAAGCACAAGGGAGCAGCCUGGCAAAAGAAUUAAAGAGAGACACCAAAACUCCACCGCUGUGUGCCUCAGAACCUGAUCAGCCAGUCCGCAAAUCCUUCUCAACCACCCCCAAACCCAUGGACCCGACCCUGAAGAGCCAAAUAACUAAGAGGAAGAGGAUGGUGCUGAUCAAGGAGAAGAAGGCUGCACAGACUCUCAGUGCCAUUCUCCUCACCUUCAUCCUGACGUGGACGCCCUACAACAUCAUGGUGCUGAUCUCCACCUUCUGUUCCGACUGCAUCCCCAUCUCCCUGUGGCACUUGGGCUACUGGCUGUGCUACGUCAACAGCACCAUCAACCCCAUGUGCUACGCGCUCUGCAACAAGACCUUCCAGAAGACUUUCCGCAUGCUGCUACUGUGCCAGUGGAGGAGGAAGAGAGGGGAGGACAAACUCUACUGGUGUGGACAAAACCCAGUCAUCAGCAACAGCAAAAUAACAUGACGGGUUAUCCAUAUAACAUGUAAGAUCUUUGGGAUAAGACAGUUGUUCAGCAGAUCUCCUUUCAAAGUGACUCCCAGGUUUUCAGAUUUGAUCAAUUGAGACUCAACAGAGGACAGUAUUUGGAUAAUGUGGGUAUGACGUCAAUGAUGUUGUUUGCUAGUGCUACGUGCCAGCCAAGGGGUCAAUGUCAACAUGCACUUGUAAAUGGAAAUUACAAAUGAAUUGUGAAUGCAUCCAUUAAGUGCUUUCAUGAAUUUUUUGUAGAUUGCACCUACAAUCUCAAUUUACGAACCUCACAGAAAGGUCUCACAACAACUGUUUUGUGUAGAAAACAAACAUUUAGGUACUGUACAGUAUAUACCAUUCAGAGUGUGCUGUUUGUUGUUCAGUGUUGAUUAUGUAUUUUUAUACUAGACAUAGCUGAACAGUCGAUUUCAGGCCAUUGUAAUUAUAGACAUUUUGUGAAUGUUGUACUGAUAUUUCAGAUUUAAAGAUAACAUUUAGACUUGCUAUAUAAUUUAUAAGAGACAGAAUCAAAUUGUAUUUAAGGGCUACCCAAUGAUGUUUACAGUGGUGGUUUUAAUUACACUGGGUAAGUGACAAUCCUGUAUACAACCCACCUUCUAUCAGGGAAUAAACGGGAUAACCAUCAAUAUGAUUAGGCUACAGCUGUUUAGUGAAGAGAAAAUACAAUCUGUACAGUUUUUGAAACUAAUUGUAAUUGAUUUAAUUGAUUGGGACUGGUCUAUUUAUAUCACAAUGGUGAUUGGUUGACAUGUGACUCUGUACUACCCGUCUCUGACUUGAGUUUCUAAGGUGAAGCUUACAAGCUUGUCAAAAUGCUGGUAUUGCCACAUGCCGGUAUUAACCACUUUUGUCCUGGUGCCUUUGUUUUGCUCAGAGGACAGACUGCAUUGUCCAUUCAUUUGUGUUGGUGACCUUGAUCUUGCGUAUAGUAAUGUGCAUGUUAAUCUAUAUUUAUGAGCCUACCUGUUAAAUAUAAACAUCAAAACAUCAAUA